Aspergillus candidus is the source of this 2070-nucleotide messenger RNA. Its product is annotated as WASP family protein. Bases 1 to 2070 code for a protein of 689 amino acids. Gene Ontology annotation, molecular function: actin binding. NCBI's taxonomy places the organism in Eukaryota, Fungi, Ascomycota, Eurotiomycetes, Eurotiales, Aspergillaceae. The transcript has 3 exons. The record is from RefSeq and is a predicted model, not a curated record.
AUGCCGUCAAUCCUCACCGACGCCGACAAGGAGACCGUCAAGCGGAAUGUCCCCAAACCCGCCAACAAGAUCUUCGCCGUAGCGGUCGCACGACUCUAUGUGGCCUAUCCAGAUCCCCAGAGGUGGGUCUACACCGGCCUGCAAGGAGCUGUGGUCCUGGCAAACGACUUGGUCGGCCGCACCCUCUGGCUGAAACUGGUGGAUGUCUCGCCCGCCCAAAGAGGUGUGAUCUGGGACCAGGAGAUCUAUGACAAUUUCUCCUACAACCAGGACCGCACCUUCUUCCACACUUUCGAGCUGGAGGAGUGUCCCGCCGGUCUGUCCUUUGCCGACGAGAAAGAGGCCAAGACCUUCAUCAAGAAGGUACACGAGCGGGAGAAGCAUGUCAGCAAAGAGACGCGCCAGACCCCCUUCGCCUCCAUGCGCGGCCAGGGCCCCGCCCCCAUCCAUAAUGAGAAGCAUGGCAUGGGUCGCUCCAUAUUCGGUAGCUUGUUAGGCCACCGGUCGGCCUCGGGGCCCAGCGCACCACCGCCCCCAGCCGCGCAACCAGCCCCAGUGGAUCUCCCCCCGACCCCCUCCAUCCACGUCGCUCCGCCCCCGCUGCCGACGAGCCCGCCCCGCAAGGACCUGCCGUUCGACACCAGCGAUCCGUCCUGGAAGGGCCUCUUGGACGAGCUCCUGCAGAUGGGCAUCACCGAGGACCAGAUCGCGGACAACUCCGAUUUUAUCAAGGCCUAUAUCGAUCAGAAGCAGAGCAGUGCGGACAACGCGACCCCAUCGGCGGAGGACCGAAGAGGAAAGGCCCCUCCGCCGCCGCCCCCGUCGGCCCCUCCGGGCCCCAAGCUGAAUGCCAUCAGUCCGCAGAGCACUGGGGCGAGCUCCGGUAGUCGACGGGGGGCGCCUCCGCCGCCCCCGCCGUCGCGCAAGCCGCGUCCCGAUGAGGAAUCUCCCCCAGCGACCCGCGAGCCGUCUCCGCCCCCGCGACCCCGGUUCCGUGCGCCGCCGCCGAUUGCUGACGCCGGGAAAUAUGCCAGCAUGGCCCCGAGUCUGCCCACGCGUCCCAGGGCCCACUCCGGUGCCGCGGGGCCGCCGCCGCCGCCGCGACCCCCCAAGACCCCCGACGAUGGCGCCCAGCCGCGCUUUGGCGUGCCCCCGCCCUUCCAAGGCGACCGGAAGGUCUCCGCGCCCCCUGCUCCGCCCAGUCGUAACUCGGGGCCGCCGCCACCGCCACCGCGCUCUGCGAGCCCGGCGGCUCCCCCGCAGCUGCCUCCGAAGGUGCCCAAUGCCCCGGCGGCAGCCGCGCCAGCUCCACCUCCCCCGCCCCGCAGUCCGGCCUCACAGCCGCCCCCGCUGCCAGCCGCCAGUUCGCGACCGGUUCCGCCCCCGCCGUCGCCCGGGGCUCCCCCUCCGCCAUCCCCGCCGCCCCCACCACCCACGUCUCACGUCCCCCCGCCCCCUCGACCGCCGCCGGUUCCCGCUCCCGCUCCGGCCAGCACGGGUCCCCCUCCACCGCCGCCGCCUCCGCCCCCUGGAGCCGGUGCUCCCCCUCCACCGACUGGCGGCGCCCCUCCUCCGCCACCCCCACCACCACCACCGUCCUCCCACGUUCCGCCGCCCCCGCCUCCGCCGCCUCCGCCGCCUCCAGCCAGCACCGGACCACCGGCUUCCCCACCUCCCCCUCCGGUUCCCGGGCGAGGCGGCCCACCACCGCCACCGCCUCCUCCCGGCGGGGCCCCUGCCCCUCCCCCACCUCCACCCGCUGGCGGCGCUGCGCCACCGCUGCCCAAGCCUGCCGGAGACCGCGACGACCUGCUAGCCGCCAUCCGCGGAUCAGGCGGGUCUCGCGGCGGCGGACUGCGCAAGGUCAAGGACACCGAGAAGAAAGACCGCAGCGCGGCCCACGUCCCAGGGGGCACCAAUGAAUCCUCUGCUCCGUCGGGCGGCGGCGGCGGCGGUGGUGGUGCCCCUCAGGGGGGACUGGCGGGUGCGUUACAGAUGGCUUUGAAGGAGAGACAGAAGAAGGUCCGGGGUAGUGAUGAUGAGAAGGAUGACGACGAUGAUUGGAACUAG